Messenger RNA from Cuscuta campestris, 648 nucleotides. The record is from the annotation of a GenBank genome assembly. Lineage: Eukaryota; Viridiplantae; Streptophyta; Magnoliopsida; Solanales; Convolvulaceae.
CUAAAGGCUUAUGCCUUCACGACGUAAGGAGCAAAAACAAAAUACCCUUUCCAUCGAUAGAGACAUCGCCCGACCAAAGACAAUGUCCCAAAACGAUCUAGUCAGCCUGCAGGCAACUGCUAUAGAUGACGCGCCUACCAUGACCAGUUCAAGAGGAAGGUCACAGGACUUCGUUCCUCUAGAUCUUUCAGUUCGCCAGGUCCUGCCCAUGGAUUCCCUAUUCGGGAAUCUCCGGAUCUAUGCUUCAGAUACCCGUUUUGGUCUCCUUUGGAGGUCUGACGACUUGGUCGCGUUGAAGGGUAUAGAUUUCAAACCAGCCUACGCGGAAAUCUUCCUAGCUGUAACCGGAGGCAGAUCAAGGAUCUUGGAUCUUGACUACCUCUUAAACCUGAAGAAGAGCGUCACAGAAUCCAUUCGGGAUUCCACUAAGCGAUUCUUAGCUUCAGCCCUUCGGGUUGACAACUGCAACGAGCAGCCAGCAGUGGUAGCCUACAAGAAAGGGCUACCCGUAGAGUCCAAGCUCUACCAGUCUCUGGUCAAGAAUCGACCAGAGACCCUUUAAGGCCCUCCCCAACAGCUGUCCCAAUGAAUAUGCAUCUUUGACUAAACGGUUAAUAGAAAUAUUCUUAAUGAACCUUUAGUGGGAUG